Molecule: messenger RNA, 302 nt
Organism: Ilex paraguariensis (yerba mate)
Lineage: Eukaryota; Viridiplantae; Streptophyta; Magnoliopsida; Aquifoliales; Aquifoliaceae
Source: the annotation of a GenBank genome assembly
CUGAAGGUUGCAGGAUUUGGUGUAAUUAGGUUGUCAAUAAUUUCACCCGACAAAGCAAAACUAGUGCAGCCUGGGGCAAUUGAUUGCUUGAGUUUGCAUGUGGCACCUGAGGUUUAUAAAGAUGAAAUAUUUGACAGAAGCGUUGAUGUAUACUCUUUCGGUCUUAUUCUGUAUGAGAUGAUGGAGGGAAUUCAACCACUUCACCCCAAGUCUCCAGAAGAUGCUGCUAAACUGAUGUGUUCAGAAGGAAAGAGACCAACAUUCAAGGCAAAAUCUAAAAAUUGCCCCCCAGAACUAAAAGA